UUUGGAAUUUAGCCAAGGUGGGUAUGACAAGGCAACUGACAGGAAGUGGCGGAUGAGUUUCGUCCACACCUUUUCCGGUUUUUCAUUCGGUGCUUGAGAGGCGGCUGCCUGCUGGGGCGAACGUAGGACCAAAGCCUAUUAUAGAAUGAGGGACGGCGGGAGGAAUUCACACACAGGACGUUUGAAAUCGAUGCACAUCGACUUAGGGAGACCCCGAUGACAGCUGUUGUGGCAGGAAGAAAAAAAUUCAAGCUUCUCCGACUGGCCUUUGAAAUCUUUCCCUACCUCUAUCUGAGAAAAGAAGCCCUGAGCCGCGCGUUCACACGCUAAGAGGAAGUACAAGAAGCAAAGCGAAGGCUGCUUGAGGCCUCAGUCGGGUUUCUGACAGCUCCAAUGCCAUGUCUAAGGCUGCUUUAACGUCUUAAUUAUCUUAAACUUGAGGAUUACUGGGCGUUUCAGCUCUUACAGGUGUCGCAACAGAAGACGGUUCGUUCCUAAUUUGAGAACAGUGUUGCUGAAACGCUUCACUUUAUCCAAGGAGAUCAGAUUAGAAGCGCACCUUACUGCUGCUAUUUGAUCAUUAUGAACUCUGUGACAGAUUUACAUCCUUUCAUUCGCUAGUUCACACCCUGCUUCUGCAUUUCCGUUUCUUUUCUUUAUAAACUUUAUAAACUGCUCCUCUGGGAGUUGACUGCUGAUAGUUCAUGUUGAUUGACCAACUGGCAUUCUCACAAAGUAACUGGUCCUACUUGACAAAGUAUUCCCAGCAGCUGUUCUCUUACACUUUUAGGUAACAUUGCCUGUUGAACAGGUUUAUACAUUUUUUUUUUUGUUAGGGUGAAGGAACUAUUUAUGAACUAUUUAAAAGAUGGGGAAGAUGCUGUCAAAGAUAUUUGGUAACAAGGAGAUGAGGAUAUUGAUGUUGGGCCUUGACGCAGCAGGUAAAACCACCAUCCUUUACAAACUGAAACUGGGCCAAUCGGUGACUACGAUUCCUACGGUGGGCUUCAACGUGGAGACGGUGACCUACAAGAAUGUCAAGUUCAACGUGUGGGAUGUGGGAGGCCAGGACAAGAUCCGCCCACUGUGGCGCCACUACUACACAGGCACGCAAGGCUUAAUCUUUGUGGUGGAUUGCGCAGACAGGGAUCGCAUAGACGAGGCUCGGCAGGAGCUGCACCGCAUCAUCAACGACCGCGAGAUGCGGGACGCGAUUAUCCUGAUUUUCGCCAACAAGCAGGAUCUGCCUGAUGCCAUGAAGCCACAUGAGAUCCAGGAGAAGCUUGGACUCACGCGCAUCAGAGACCGCAACUGGUACGUGCAGCCUUCGUGCGCCACCACAGGUGACGGACUGUAUGAAGGCUUGACGUGGCUCACCUCUAAUUACAAAUCUUAAUGACCGCUUGCUUUGGCCUGGACUAUUUUAGUUAAGAAGGAGAAGAAAAAAAUUCCAAGGAAUAAACUUAACAACAGUUAUUUCAUUAUGCUCAAAAAGUUUGAAUUAUAUAUUCAUUUAUUUUUCUGAUUGUUGAAAUGACCCCUUAACUAAUAAUUUAUAGCUUUGGAUGAGAUUGGGUUUGCUUGCUUUGUAGCUUUCUAUAUUUUGUGGCCUGUGGGUCACCUCCCUCAAUUAACUGUUGCGUAAAGCAUUUCUGAGUUGUCUUUUUUUUUCUUCUUCUUUUUCUAAUGCAGAUUCUAUAUUUUUUUUCUAAAUCAUGUAGGGCUUUCUAUCUCUGAUUCAUUCUUUCUUUUUGAUUUAAUUUUUGGUUAAAGCUUGUUCUUUUUGACCCCUUCUGUCUGUUGUCUGUGUUUUUGGAGUCUGUGUGAAAAAAAAUAAUAAUGAAGGUCUGUUUCCUGCAAAUAGUCCAUGGUUGUGGUGUAAAGACAGCUUAUUAAUAAGCAAGAUGUUUCAGACCAUCUGUAGGACAGUUUUACUGACAAAGUUGUAACAAGCUUAAUAGCCGAUUGUUUAAGCGGUUAAACUUUACCAUUGUCAUGAUGUCACUGGCAUCACAAGAUUAGUUAAACUGUAAAUGACCCCAUGGAACAUUUAUUAUAUGCAAGUCUCUGAUAUUUACUCUGGAAGGAGCAUAUGACGGUCAUAAACUGUUUAAAAAAGAAGAAUAAAAAAGAAAAUCCACAUCACAUUGUCACAUGGUUCAAAUUUGAGCCCUGGGGUUUCUUUACUAUCAUGUAGCCCAAAAGUCAAGUAAAGUAGCUGAAUACUAUUUUUUUGGUAACCCAUUAAGUCCUUUUUGUACGGCUUCGGCUAAUUUCAGUCUACCAGAAUGUCACUUGAAGUCAUAUGUCUUCAGAAUGUGGGGUUGUUGCCUACAUUUCCACUGUUACUGCUUGCAUCAGAGUGAACUGAACUAAAUGGGGAAUCUUUGACAUGACUCAUUUUCUCUCAUUGCUUUACUCAUUUCAAAAACCAUUGUACAGAGACUAAUUGUAAUUGUAACAUCCAAUUAAACUUAGACAUUUUAAAGA
Messenger RNA from Ictalurus furcatus (blue catfish), 2490 nucleotides. RefSeq names its product ADP-ribosylation factor 6b (gene arf6b). Gene Ontology annotation, molecular function: GTPase activity; GTP binding. The coding region runs from base 869 to 1396 and encodes 175 amino acids. Gene Ontology annotation, cellular component: cytoplasm. The transcript is spliced from 2 exons. The record is from RefSeq and is a predicted model, not a curated record. NCBI's taxonomy places the organism in Eukaryota, Metazoa, Chordata, Actinopteri, Siluriformes, Ictaluridae. Gene Ontology annotation, biological process: intracellular protein transport; vesicle-mediated transport.